AUGUCGCGCAAUGAAGCGGUGUCGCCGCUGCGCAUAAACAAGACGCCUACUCCUUCGCCCACAAAGGGAAGCGGCCGUCCCUUGUCAGAAAUCAGCCCCCAUGAGCACCGCAGGAACUCUCCCAGCUGGAACCAGACAACAAAGAAGAUCAUCCUCGCCAAAGAGAGCUCGCCAUUCCGCGACUCUUCGCCAUUCACUCACAGCCCACGUCUUUUCUGGAAGGAGCAGACCACUUCGCCCAAGAGCCGCUUUGACACAUCGGAAAACGAGUACGAGGGCAGCUCGCCUCUCUCGCCCAAGCGCAACUCAAUUGAGAACCUGAAGAAGCAGUCACGUGUCAAGAACAGCAGCAUGUUCGCGCGCGAGCAGAAGCACGAGUACGACCCCAACUCGGUCCAGCCGCUGGAUCGUCCACUCGCUGCAGGCCGCCCACUUAGCACCGCUGUGCAGGGCAACGCCUAUGGCGGUAAUGGCCUCCAGGGCCUGCGUAAUGAGAACGAGAGCCCCACAAAAGGUCACCACCAUAGCCGGUCUGAGAGCCAAACACGGAUCCCCAUCCUCAGCCCGUCCAAGACGUCACCAGCGAAGCUUCCCACACAGUCUUCCUUCGCUUCACCGUCCAAGCCCUCUCCGUCCGAGGGACGCAUGUCGCCGACCAAGUCCUCGCUCGUCAGCAAUGGUCGUUUCAACUCGCCACAAUACAACGGUGACUCCAGCGCCGUCAUGUCAGAUGACGAAGAGCUCGUCCAUCAGACUCCACGCCCGCUGCGGCGUCAUGCUAAGAGUGUGACCUUUGACACUGCUCCACCUCAAAUCACCGAGUUUGAGAUGGUCACACCCGACCCUUCAGUCGCCACCAUGUCCCGGGACGGAAGCUACGAUUCCGAGGAGGAGACAGAGGAGGAGAUGAGCUUCGACCAGGAUGACAGCUUCGAUGCUUCCCUAGAGGACACCGACAAGACACCCGUCGUGCUGCCCGAGGAUUGGCGCCACAUGAGCCCACAAGCCGCAGACACCUCCCUCACCGAUCUCUACGACGAUGUCUUCGAUCAGCGAGACAACAGCCCUAUGCCUUCUGCACGUCCCAACGGUACAACCAAUGGAUCGCGCAUAGGUUCGACAGCCUCCGAUGGCGAUGCGAGGCCACUUCCUCCUCUUCCUGCCAUACAAGGUAGCCCCAACCGGCGGCGCGAUUCCAGCAUUGGCCUGUCCGCUGCCGCAGAGCGGGUUGGCGAUAGGCGGCGUUCUCUUCCUCAGCUCCCGCAAGCAGCUGGUAUCUCUAAGAGUGAUCUCCUCAACAUGCGCGAGGUCUCCAUGUCGCUUGAGGAUCGCUUACGCCUGAUGAACUUCGAUGACGACCGCGAUACGAGCACACCGACUCAGGAGAUGCAGAACAAGAAGAAGGCCGUAGAGGUUGAUGUUGCAGAAGUCGAUGUUACAGAGUUGGAGCUAACACUUGACGAGCCGAAGAUCCCGCGCAUCUCUCGCGAAUCAAUCCUCCGACGCGUCAAGAGCCGCACUUUCGACGAGGGUGAGGAGGAGGACGACGAGGAGGUCGAGGAAGAGUACAGCACGUUCGAGCCGGAGUACAGCCCUGAGCGCAGCUACGGUGACCUUGCUGACUUGGACCCCGAUGUUCCCAUUCCAUCACGUGAAGCCUCCUCCAACUUUGACGAGCACCCACGUCAGGUCUCCGUGAGCGAGGCCGACAGCGUUGUCGACGCUUACAGUUACCACAACGCAGACAGGACAGAAGGCGACCAUGCCGAUGAGACUGAUGUUGAUGGCAGCUCGAUGUCUCAGCUCGAAGACUAUGAACGCGAGUCCUCUGUCAUCCGCCAUCCUAUGCCUGAACACUCGGAUGAUGAGGACGACAGCAGCCAAUACUCACCUCAACCUGAGGAGCAGCCGACUGCGGAGAGCACCAUUGACUCCUCCGGUCCACCAACGCCCGUUGUCGCUCCCUCUUCUCCUGUCUCGGCAGAGAAGCAGGCGCCACAGGACGAAAUGUAUUCUUCAUUCGAAGGUAAGGACAUGGACCUGAGCUUGGAUCCCCUGAAGGCUUCUAUGGCAACAGCUCCGAGUCCAUUGGACUCACCGCCUAAGCUAGAUGCCAUGCGCGACUUCCUACGACGACCUGUCACACCUGAAGCUCCCGAGAUGGAGGAAUAUCAGUCAGAGUCAGAGGACCCUGGUACUCCAGACUCUGUCAUUCGCCACCCCAUGGCUGUCUCCCCAGCUCCUCAGGAGAAUGCCCCAGAGGUUCCUCAACGGGAAGCUACCAUCCGAGGUGCCGGUGGGAAGUUGAAGACUCGCCCAUCGCUCAUUCCUGAUGAUAUUGAUAUGGCAGCUACACGCCGCCAAGUUAGUGGCCAGCAUGCUCCCCCUGUUCCUGAGCGAAGCCCGAAGCGCCAGUCAAUGAGCCUCGAGCUUGGCAAUGCUGAUGAAGAGGGCAAUGACGACGAUGGCGAUACGCAAGUGAGCAUCACGACCAAGCAGAACCGCAUGCUGGACCUGCAGCUUGGUGACCUCAACCUUGGUGACGAUUCGAACGACCUCAGCUUUGGGCUGGACAAGGAGUUUGAUCACAUCAUUGAAUCACAGAAGGUAGAGAACCUUUUUCCUAUUCCCUCAUUUGCCAGACUCCCUACAUCCACCGCUGCUGUCAUGGACGCAGCCUGCCAGAUGUCCGGUGAAGGCUUUGUUUAUAUGCACAGUUCCGCUAACGAGCAUGUCCACGAACAGAAAGGAUACUUGAUGCGCGAAAACACGAAGGUCGUUGUCGCGAGCAGUCGCCAAUUCAGCGACGAGAAGCCUCCUACUCCUACCGAGCCUACCAGCGAGGUGGCUGUCAAGCCUGUUUCUCGUAAGACGAGCGCCGAGCGCAAGCCUGCAUGGACAAAGGAGCCUUGGAAUGGUAAGCCUCGCAGGAAGAGUAUCCGAACGGCAUCUGGUCGUCGCACUCGAACCUCAGAGGGCCCUGCUCCACCACUACCUGGUCAAGAAUCUGCCGUUGCUGGCGGCCUAGACUCGGUCGCUGAACAGGGAGAUGAUGGUGAGCCUGAAGAGGGCGAAGAGCGAGGUCUGGUGUUUGUCAAGGUUGUCGGAGUCAAGGACCUCGACCUUCCUCUGCCAAAGCACGAGCGUACCCACUUCCAGUUGACGCUCGACAAUGGUCUGCACUGCGUCACGACGUCUUGGCUAGAGCUUGGACAAUCCGCUCCUAUCGGACAAGAGUUUGAGCUCGUCGUCAUGGAUGACCUCGAGUUCCAGCUUACACUUCAGACCAAGCUCCAGCCUCCAGCCGUGCCUCAAGUUGUAGCUGCGCCUACCGCCAAGGCUGUCAACCACAAGAAGUCUCACUCUGCUUUCCGCAACCUCCUAUCAUCGCCAAAGAAGAGGAAGGAGCAGGAACGCAGGGCGCAGGAGGAGGCUGAUCGUAUUGCUCAACAGGAGCAUCAGGAGGCUCAAGCUGCCGCCAAGCGCAACCAAAAAGCCACCGCUUGGGAUCUUCUCCACGACCUUGUUGGACCUGACGGAUCUUUCGCCCGUGCCUACGUUUGCCUCAACAACCAUGAGAGCCAAGCGUAUGGUCGUCCGUUGACCGUCGACAUCCCUUGCUUCAACGAGUGGGCUGUUGACAACACUGGCGCCAGUAGUGUCAAGAGCAAGCGCGGAGGCGUUGUUCGCCGUCCACCUUAUCGGGUGGGCAAGCUCACGCUCCAGCUUCUAUACGUCCCGAAGCCUAAGAACGGAAAGGAUUCGGACAUGCCCAAGAGCAUGAACGCUGCUAUUCGUGAGCUUAAGGAAGCUGAGCAAGUCAAGGACAUCAGCUUCGAAGGCACGUUGAGCCAGCAGGGUGGAGAUUGUCCAUACUGGCGACGUCGUUUCUUCCGUUUGGAAGGUACAAAGCUUACCGCUUAUCACGAGUCUACACGGCAACCGCGUGCUACCAUCAACCUAGCGAAAGCCUCCAAACUCAUUGACGACAAGAGCGCUCUUCAGCAACCAUCCGCGACAAAGACUGGUGGUCGGCGAAAGUCCGGAUUCGCUGAUGAUGAGGAGGGCUACAUGUUCGUCGAAGAGGGCUUCCGUAUCCGUUUUGCCAACGGUGAGGUUAUCGACUUCUAUGCCGACAGCCGUGAACAGAAGGAGGCUUGGAUGAAGGUGCUCUAUGAGACCGUCGGCAAGGACAUUGCUCAAAACAAGGGCUGGGCUGCCAUGGUCCUCGAGAAGGAGCGCAAGGAGAAGACUACGCGGUCACAGAUUGGCACGCCAAUCUCACCAACCAAGUCACACCCCAUGGUUGGAAGCUCACCGAACGUCAACCGUCGGCCUUCUCACCAACGCACCCAAUCGCACGAUGUACUUGGCUCUAUCAAGUCUCCCCCUUCAAGUCCUGUAAAGGCCCACGCCCGAACACAGUCGCAUGCGCCUACUCCACCUUUGAAGGACGUUCGCAUGUCGCACGCGCCGCCCCCACGGCCGCGAACGCAGGAGUCAGCCAAGCCGGGACGUAGAGAGCAGGUUCGAUCGAUGAUUUUCUAG
Molecule: messenger RNA, 4548 nt
Organism: Alternaria atra
Lineage: Eukaryota; Fungi; Ascomycota; Dothideomycetes; Pleosporales; Pleosporaceae
Exons: 3
Coding region: 1-4548 (1515 amino acids)
Molecular function (GO): GTP binding
Source: RefSeq, a predicted model, not a curated record